Rhodotorula graminis WP1 is the source of this 1631-nucleotide messenger RNA. RefSeq lists its product as uncharacterized. The transcript is spliced from 8 exons. Gene Ontology annotation, cellular component: Golgi membrane; intracellular membrane-bounded organelle. Lineage: Eukaryota; Fungi; Basidiomycota; Microbotryomycetes; Sporidiobolales; Sporidiobolaceae. The coding region runs from base 1 to 1365 and encodes 454 amino acids. Gene Ontology annotation, molecular function: pyrimidine nucleotide-sugar transmembrane transporter activity. The record is from RefSeq and is a predicted model, not a curated record. Gene Ontology annotation, biological process: pyrimidine nucleotide-sugar transmembrane transport.
AUGGGCAUGCUCGUGUGUGGGUGCAGCAACAGCCUGUGGAGCAAGUGGCAAGAUAUGCAGUGCGUCUCCAACUGCGACGCACUCGACCCGUCGAAGCGACGCAACUUCGAACAGCCCGUGUGGCAGACGGCGACCAUGUUCCUCGGCGAGACGUUCUGCCUCAUCGCCUUCUCGUUCCUCAACUCGCGCCUGAACCCGUUCAAGAUGGUCGCCAAGCGCCGUCGCGCCGCCGCGUUCGCGGCCAAGCCCAACUACGACGACUCGGGCGUCUCGCUGCAGCACGAGCCGCUCCUCGGCAACGACGACGACGACGUUGAGCACGGCGACGCGCACCUCAAGCCGGACGGCGUCGCCGCCGCUGCGGGCGCCGCCCCGGAGAGGAUCGACUGGCGCAAGGCGCUCCUGUUCUGGACGCCCGCCGUGUGCGACAUCCUCGGCACGACGUGCAUGAACAUCGGGCUCUUCUUCGUCCCCGUGUCGAUCUACCAGAUGCUGCGCGGCGCGCUCGUCCUCUGGGUCGGCGUCUUCUCGGUCGUCUUCCUCAAGCGCGACCUGACCCGGGCCCAGUGGGUCGCGCUCGUCGUGUGCAUGUUCGGCGUCGGCGUCGUCGGCAGCUCGUCGCUCAUCGGCAACGACAAGGGCCCCGAGGCGGCGAGCGAGGACGCGGGCGUCAGUCCGCUCGUCGGCGUCGCGCUCGUCCUCGUCGCGCAGAUCUUCACCGCCUCGCAAUUCGUCAUCGAGGAGCGCAUCAUGGAGCACCACACGGUCGAGCCUCUCCUCGCGGCGGGCUACGAGGGCGUGUUCGGCCUCCUGACGACCAUGGUCGGCCUGUUCGCCAUCUCGUACUUCUACGGUGCCCGCGCCGGGCCCUACUUCGACGUCAAGCAGGGCUGGCACGAGAUCAUCGACCACCCCAAGGUGUGGUCGUCGAGCAUCGUCAUCGCGUUCUCGAUCGCGUGCUUCAACUUGUGCGGUCUCGCCGUCACCCGCAGCGUCUCGGCCACGGCCCGCUCGACCAUCGACUCGUGCCGCGUCAUCGGCAUCUGGGCCGUCAGCCUCUUCCUUGGCUGGGAGUCGUUCAAGGUCCUGCAGGUCGUCGGCUUUGCGUUCCUCUGCUACGGCACCUUCACGUACAACGGCAUCACGAGCUUCCCGCACUGGACGGGCCUGCACCGCGAUGCGCUCCCGGCCGGGUCGCCGCCGGUGUCGCCGCCCUUUCGGGCCCUGAGCGGCCACGGCGCGCACGCCGACGACGACGACGUCGAGCCGAUCGACCACUACUACGACCAGCAGCAGCAGCAGCAGCGGCAGUACCGGGUGGGCGAGCAGGCGCCGCUGCUGCCGAAGCGGGCGGCAGCCGAGUAGAGCGGACGAGGACCGAGGCGGCCGCAGGAUGGCGCGCUAGACCCAGGGGCGGGACGAGCUGCGGCGCCGACCUCCCGAGACGAUGCAGAUGGAGAUGCAGGACCCCUGUUUGUGAUUGCCCCCCUCGCGCGCGCCUUGACCCCCUCCCUCCUGUUGUACUCGAGCUCCUCCCUGUUCCUCGUGCACGCACCUGUCCCUCGACUCGCUUUUUGCCCUCUCUCCUCGUCUUUGUAGUCUUCUUGCACUCUCAUCUCUCCGUCAUUGCC